Messenger RNA from Candoia aspera, 1384 nucleotides. It is a transcript of the gene PTX3, whose product is annotated as pentraxin 3. The record is from RefSeq and is a predicted model, not a curated record. Gene Ontology annotation, molecular function: complement component C1q complex binding. Gene Ontology annotation, biological process: innate immune response; host-mediated suppression of viral proces. Lineage: Eukaryota; Metazoa; Chordata; Lepidosauria; Squamata; Candoiidae. The coding region runs from base 49 to 1341 and encodes 430 amino acids. The transcript is spliced from 3 exons.
UAAGACACUGCAACAUUUAAGGAAGCAGCUGGGAAAUUCUAUCCAAAAAUGUUUUCUUUCGUGAUUCUGUUUUUUGCUCUCUGUUAUUCUUCAUUUACUCAGAACACAGAUGAGUAUGAGGAUCUCUUCUUCUUGAAUUUUGACAAUGAAAUAGAGAGUGUAAUUCCUGCUACAGAAGAAACCAUUUCAUGUGAUUGUCAGCGAGAACACACAGAAUGGGACAAGCUCUUCAUUAUGCUUGAGAAUUCCCAGAUGAAGGAAAACAUGCUGCUUCAGUCUCUGGAUGAAGUCCUUAAGGUGGAGCUGCAGAUGCUGAGAGCAGAAAUGCUGCAGUUUGUGGGAAACUUUGCUGGCACGUGCACGACGUAUAUCGAGAAAACAACCUCCCAGAUCUGGAGCCAAAUGGACCAGAUGAUGGCAAAGAACAAAGAUACCGGGGGUAUUUCUGGGAUGCUUCAUGAGACCAAGCAAGAAAAGAUUCUCCAAGACAUUCUGCAGUUGAAUCAAAAUCUUUCCAACCGACUCAGGCAGCUUGAGCAUGCUUGGCAGGGGAGAGCCAAAGAGGGGGAUCAGCAGAGCCAUGUGUCAGAGGAAGGCAGAGUCGGCUACAUAACUAAUGGGGACAAUUUCAUGUUGAAGUCACUGUGGCAAGAACUGCAGGAAACAAAAGCUGAGCUGAAAGAAUCCCAAAAGAGGACCACAAAGCCUUCCUUGCCAGCUGGUUGUGAAACAGUUCUUUUAUUCCCUAUGCGUUCUAAAAAGAUCUUCGUGAGUGUUCAUCCAACUGGUGAGAUGACACUCUUGUCCUUCACUGUCUGCACAUGGGUUAAGGUAACUGAAGCGCUGGACAAAACUAUUGUAUUCUCAUAUGGAACAAAGAAUAAUCCCUAUGAAAUUCAGCUUUAUCUGGACUAUGACUCAGUGAUUCUUGCUGUAAAUAGUGAUCUUAACAAGAUAACUGCCCCAAAGGUCAUUUCUUCUGGAGAGUGGACGCACAUCUGCAGUACUUGGAGUUCAGUUAAUGGAAAUGUUUCUUUAUGGAUAAAUGGAAAGGUUGUGGUCACCUCUUCAGAUAUAUCUGAAGACCACAUCAUUCCAGAUGGUGGAAUUUUGCAGAUUGGCCAGGAAAAGAAUGGCUGCUGUGUUGGAGGUGGUUUCAAUGAAUCUUUAGCUUUUUCUGGAAAAAUAACUGGCUUUAAUAUUUGGGACAGAAUCCUCAGUGAUAUAGAGAUAAUAAGACAGUCUGAAGAAGAUACAUGCAACAGCCGUGGCAACAUAGUUGGGUGGGGUGUUACAGAGAUUCUGCCUCAUGGAGGAGCUCAGUAUGUUUUUAGCCCCUGAACUAAUGUUCUUCAAAACUCUAUAUAAAGUCAAAUACAACAAA